Molecule: messenger RNA, 589 nt
Organism: Scleropages formosus (Asian bonytongue)
Lineage: Eukaryota; Metazoa; Chordata; Actinopteri; Osteoglossiformes; Osteoglossidae
Gene: mocs2
Product: molybdenum cofactor synthesis 2
Exons: 4
Coding region: 65-325 (86 amino acids)
Biological process (GO): Mo-molybdopterin cofactor biosynthetic process
Cellular component (GO): cytosol; molybdopterin adenylyltransferase complex
Source: RefSeq, a predicted model, not a curated record
GACGGUAAUCACGAGCCCAGCACAGCGGCGGGCGAGUAGCGGGUGUGACGUUCCGUCCACACUUAUGAAUACCGAGAUAUUGGUCCUGUACUUUGCCAAAAGUGCGGAGCUAACAGGACUGCGGUCGGAGAAUGUGCGGGUUCCUCCGGGGCUCACGUCGCUGCAGCUGUGGGAGGAACUGGUGACGAGACACCCCAGACUCUCUAUGUUACGUACACAAGUGGUUCUUGCUGUGCGUGAAGAGUACGUCCCUUUGGGGGAUCAACCUGUGAGAUUACAGGAGGGGGACGAGGUCGCUGUCAUCCCUCCUCUCAGUGGAGGGUAACACUACAGUAUGAAUGACAUUGACAGUGGUCCUCAGGACCUCAUUGAACUUACACAUGACAAGCUCUCUGCAGAUGCCGUGUCUGACUCUGUCUCGUGUCCGUCUUGUGGAGCAGUAUCAAUGUUUAUUGGUGAGUUCAACCAAAUUUGCAUUUCUUUGACUUUACAGAGUGAUUUUGCAGCAGGGGGAAAAUCUAGUACAUUUGGAAUUGACAGCUGCAGUGCUAAUAUAUUAAUUGUGAGUGUACACACACACACACAUAUA